Messenger RNA from Amaranthus tricolor (Joseph's coat), 1834 nucleotides. RefSeq names its product fructose-bisphosphate aldolase-lysine N-methyltransferase, chloroplastic. Gene Ontology annotation, molecular function: protein-lysine N-methyltransferase activity; protein binding; [ribulose-bisphosphate carboxylase]-lysine N-methyltransferase activity. Gene Ontology annotation, cellular component: chloroplast. NCBI's taxonomy places the organism in Eukaryota, Viridiplantae, Streptophyta, Magnoliopsida, Caryophyllales, Amaranthaceae. The record is from RefSeq and is a predicted model, not a curated record. The coding region runs from base 101 to 1543 and encodes 480 amino acids. The transcript is spliced from 6 exons. Gene Ontology annotation, biological process: peptidyl-lysine monomethylation.
ACUCAAAAAGAGUGGGAGGGCAAGAGAUAUGACGAUGACUCGUCUUCUAACAAAUUACUAAAUUAACAGAAAUUUGGAUUGAGAAAUUGUGUUCACUAAAAUGGCCACUACAUUCACCCUCAACCCUUCAUCAAACUUCCCCUUCCUCACCAAUUUCAAACCCUCUCCUCUCACCCUCAAAAAACCUUUGUCAAUCAGAUGUUUCAGGCCGCCAGAGAGGGACCCACCACCUCAAGUCCAGAAUUUCUGGGAUUGGCUCUCCAACAAUGGCGUUAUCUCUGCAAAAUGUCCUCUAAAACCUGCCAUUGUUCCAGAAGGUUUGGGUCUAAUAGCCAAAAAAGAUAUAUCCAGAAACGAGGUUGUUUUGCAGGUACCCAAAAAGUUUUGGAUAAACCCAGAUACUGUAGCAGCUUCACAGAUUGGAUCUAUCUGUAAUGGGCUUAAACCUUGGGUUUCUGUUGCUUUGUUUUUGAUUAGAGAAAAGAAGCUUGGAGAUGCUUCUUCUUGGAAGCCUUACAUUGAUAUUUUGCCUGAUUUUACUAAUUCUACUGUUUUCUGGUCAGAAGAGGAGCUCUCUGAACUUCAAGGUAGCCAGCUGCUGAAUACAACAUUGGGUGUGAAGGAAUUAGUAGCAAAUGAAUUUGCAAACCUGAAGGAAGAAAUAAUAGUUCCCAACAAGAGACUUUUCCCUUUUGAUGUAAUGCUAAAUGAUUUCUUCUGGGCAUUUGGAAUCCUACGAUCAAGAGCAUUCACUCGCUUGGAGGGCCAAAGCCUUGUUCUAAUCCCUUUGGCAGACUUGAUCAACCACAGCCCUGAUAUAAUGCAAGAUAAUGCUUGGGAUGUCAGGGGCGCUGGUCUGUUUUCUAGAGAACUCCUAUUCUCCCUGAGGAGUCCCAUCUCAGUGAAGGCUGGCGACCAGAUUAAGAUCCAAUAUGGUUUAAACAAGAGCAAUGCCGAACUAGCCUUGGAUUACGGGUUCAUCGAAUCUCGAUCAGAACGCAAUGCGUACACCCUAACACUGGAGAUACCCGAGUCCGACCCCUUUUUCGGAGAUAAACUAGACAUAGCCGAGUCAAAUGGCAUGGGGAAAACUGCAUACUUUGAUAUUGUUUUGGAUCAGCCUCUUCCAGCAGUCAUGCUCCCAUAUCUUAGACUUCUGGCACUUGGUGGAACCGAUGCGUUUCUGUUGGAAUCUAUAUUCAGGAACUCUAUCUGGGGCCAUCUUGAGCUUCCUGUUAGCCCUACAAAUGAGGAGUUCAUAUGCCAAGUGAUACGUGAUGCUUGUAAAUCUGCUCUUUCUGGUUACACUACCACCAUUGAAGAGGACGAGAAAUUGAUGUUACAAGGUGAUUUGAAUCCACGGCAUGAGAUUGCUAUAGGGAUAAGAUUGGAAGAAAAGAAGGUUUUGCAACAAAUUGAUGCGGUAUUCAAAGAUAGAGAGAUGGAAUUAGCUGGAUUUGAAUACUAUCAAGAGAGGAGGCUCAAGGACCUAGGUCUGGCCGGAGCGCAGGGCGAAAAGCUUCCUUGGAUAGGAGAGGUCUAAUUCUUUUUGUGCUUUGUUCCGAAUGCAGCUGAGGAUCAAGUAUCAUGCAUUCAAUCCUUGAAUCGUAGAUGAAGAGAUGGAAUCUGAUAACAUCACUCGGUAGUACCUAUGGAAUAACAUAAAAUUGAAAUGAUUUCUUAUACCUAUUGUACAUUAGGGUUCUUUUAAUAAUUGAGUUAAUAGUUAAGAAAAAUUGAUACAUGUAUGUGGUAAAAAUUGUUAAAGCUUCGAUCUUUCAAAUUUGCCCCACUUUUCUGAUAAUUUUACGAUCAUUGCUGAAUAUUUUGGUUA